Messenger RNA from Penaeus chinensis, 1257 nucleotides. Its product is annotated as proline-rich receptor-like protein kinase PERK10. The transcript is spliced from 4 exons. The coding region runs from base 1 to 1257 and encodes 418 amino acids. NCBI's taxonomy places the organism in Eukaryota, Metazoa, Arthropoda, Malacostraca, Decapoda, Penaeidae. The record is from RefSeq and is a predicted model, not a curated record.
AUGCGCCUUUUCGCCAGGGCGGGACGGCCUCCCUUCCUAAUCUCACUCGAUCUCUCGUCCUGGACUCAGGCCGAGCCUCCUCCUCCUUCUCCUUCCUCGCCUCCCUCAGGGUCUUCCUCCCAAUCUCCGGCCUCUCCCCACCUCUCCCCAUCCUCGUCUUCUGCUGUUCCUCUGCUGGAGCCGACGUCGCCGCUUCCGUCAAGGACUUCCCUUGCUGCUCCCGCCUUCUCUGCCCCCCCUUCUUCCCCCAUUCUCUCCGCUUUCCCUGCUUAUCCAUCUUCCCCGUUCAUUUCCGCUUUCUCCGCCUCUUUCAUUCCUCCUUCCUCAUCCGUCGUUCCCGCUCUCCCUGCUUCCUCCAUCCCUCCUCAUUCCACGUCUUCCGUCUCCUCCGGCCGACUCUCCUCCCUGCCCUUGUCUCUCUCCCUCGAGCCUCCCCCCCAAGUGUCGCCGUCCUCCUCGGCUUCCUCCACACGCCCGCUCUCACACUCGCCCUCGUCUCCACCCUCACCCACGCCAGAAGACCAUGCUUUCCCCCCCACGCCCAUGCCCACGCCGGAAGACCUUGCAUCUCCUCUGGUAUCCACACCCCUCCCACAAGACCCAGAAUCUCCACCCACGCCCACGCCAGUUGCCCCUGCAUCUCCGCCCACACCCCCGCCGAGCCCCCCGCCCGUGCCCUCUGCGAAGGACGCCCUGGCCGUCCUGCGCUUCCCGUCCGCCGGGGGGUCCUCGGUCGCCUACGUACUUCGAGGUGAGUCUCGUAGUUCCAGCUUAAGGACAGUCGUCACAGACCUUCUCCUGUCCUUAUCGGCAUAUUUAAUCGACCGCCAAGAUUUAUGCCUCGGCGAAAAAGGCUCGAGCGAUCAGGCGGUGUUUUGCGGCGUCUCAGCCUCGUAUUUACACGAGACCUUUGAACUUUUACCUCUGAACUUUGGCAGGACCUUCAUACUCCAAAGUUUUAAUGGAUACUUUAGUUAUAACCACCCCGAGCCUGAAAUCAUAAAGAUCUGUACACAAGGGGCCCGUGAUAGGAGUGCUGUUGGUGAAAAUAACAUUUGGCUGCGAGAUAUAUCCACUGGAGAAUUAGAUCUCAGUAAUAAAGAAACAAAACAUGUAAUCAUUUCUGUUGCUGCCCUCGGCGUACAACACUCCGCCCACCGACGGGAGCUGCUUCAGGAGCUCCGUUUCAGCAGCAGCGGCGGCGGAAACAGCGGCGGAAGUAGCUACAGCAGCACAGCAGAUAAAGCCCGACCGUAA